CAAACUUGAGUUUAGUCGGCAGGGUUCAUUUCGGGGUAGAUCAGGUGCUGAAUCCGUGCUGGUGUCUCUGGAGAGACGUUUAUUGAGAAGCAGUGGUGGAGCUCCGGAUCUCUCCUGAUGGAUUUACACGCUGUGAGCUGCUUUCUGAUUCUCCUGACAUGCACAGGAGUGUGUUUUGGCCAAGAGCUGAUAUUACCUGAGAGAAUAAAUGGAACAGUUGGAGGAGAUGUGCUGUUUACGCCACUCAAAAUUCCUGAUCCCCCACCUACUAUCAGCAGUUGGAGGUUUAAUGGGGCCCUGAUUAUUUCUGCACAGCCUAGUGGAACUACAAUAACAGAUUCAUACCAAGGCAGAGUCAGUUUCAACACCUUCACUUUAGCUCUGGCACUCAGAAGCCUGACUGAAAGUGAUACUGGACAAUACACUCUGACUGUACAGACUGAUAAAGGGAAUAUCACUGCUCAAACAUCACUGCAGGUGUUGGUGCCAGUAUCCAACAUUAUCAUAAUACCAAGUAACACAGAGCUGGUUGAGUUCAACAGCACUGUAAGUCUCGUCUGCUCUGCGUCUGGCUCCUCUCCUUCGUUUAUUUGGCUGAAUGGCAGCUCUGAGGUCACAGCAGGGGAGCGAGUUCAGCUAACAAACAGCAACAGCAAUCUGAUCAUUACCAGUGUGAUGAGAGGUGAUACAGGACCAUACCAAUGUGAAGCAUCCAACAGUUUCAGCAAUGCAAAGAGUCCUCCAUUGAGCCUCACCAUUUACUAUGGUCCAGAAAAUGUCAGAGUUAUAUCAGCUCCAGUGGGACCUUCCUACAGCUCUGGGUCAAACCUCAUAUUGACCUGUUCAGCUGAUUCCAGUCCUGCUGCUGAGUUUCAGUGGGCUGUGAAUGGAACAGAGCUUGGUGAAAUGGGCCAAGAGCUCAAAUUGAGCAACAUUCAGAGCAGUCAUAGCGGUAAUUACAUCUGCAUGGCUCAUAACAAACAGAGCCUUAGAUACUCCACAUCUGAACCCAUCAUCAUCACUGUACUAGGAAUGUCUUUUGGCCAAGAGGUGAUAUUACCUCAGAGAAUAAGUGGAACAGUUGGAGGAAAUGUGCUGUUUACGCCACUCAAAAUUCCUGAUCUCCCACAUACUAUCACCAGUUGGAGGUUCAAUGGGGCCCUGAUUAUUACUGUACAGCCUAGUGGAACAACAAUACAAGAUUCAUACCAAGGCAGAGUCAGUUUCAACACCUUCACUUUAGCUCUGGCACUCAGAAGCCUGACUGAGAGAGAUACUGGACAAUACACUCUGACUGUACAGAAUGAUAAAGGGACUUUCACUGCUCAAACAUCACUGCAGGUGUUGGUUCCAGCCUCCAGCAUUGCCAUAAUUUUAAAUAACACAGAGUUAGUCGAGUUUAACAGCACUGUAAGUCUCGUCUGCUCUGAGUCUGGCUCGUCUCUCUUCUCAUUUAUUUGGCUGAAUCGCAGCUUUGCGGUAACAGCAGGGGGGCGAGUUCAGCUAACAAACAGCAACAGAAGUCUUAUCAUUACCAGUGUGAUCAGAAGUGACACAGGUCCAUAUCAAUGUGAAUCAUCCAACAGUUUCAGCAAUGCAACGAGUCCUUUAUUGAACCUCACCAUUUACUAUGGUCCAGAAAAUGUCAGAGUUAUAUCAGCUCCAGUGGGACCUUCCUACAGCUCUGGGUCAAACCUCAUAUUGACCUGUUCAGCUGAUUCCAGUCCUGCUGCUGAGUUUCAGUGGGCUGUGAAUGGAGCAGAGCUUGGUGAAAUUGGCCAAGAGCUCAAACUGAGCAACAUUCAGUGCAGUCAUAGCAGCAAUUACACCUUCAUGGCCAAUAACAAAGAGAGCCUAUACUCCCCAUCUGAACCCAUCAGCAUCACUGUACUAGUUAUUGUGCAACAAGCAGUAUGA
Molecule: messenger RNA, 1917 nt
Organism: Clarias gariepinus (North African catfish)
Lineage: Eukaryota; Metazoa; Chordata; Actinopteri; Siluriformes; Clariidae
Product: carcinoembryonic antigen-related cell adhesion molecule 5-like
Exons: 7
Coding region: 118-1917 (599 amino acids)
Source: RefSeq, a predicted model, not a curated record